Raphanus sativus (radish) is the source of this 2963-nucleotide messenger RNA. RefSeq names its product leucine-rich repeat extensin-like protein 5. The record is from RefSeq and is a predicted model, not a curated record. Bases 149 to 2542 code for a protein of 797 amino acids. The transcript has a single exon. Lineage: Eukaryota; Viridiplantae; Streptophyta; Magnoliopsida; Brassicales; Brassicaceae. Gene Ontology annotation, molecular function: protein binding.
UAGUGCUGAGCUGUGAAAGACCUGUCUCUCUAUCUCUCUAAUAAUUCACACUGUUGUUUUUUAACUUCUUGUCUUCAUUUUACUCUUUGGCAUCGUUCAAAUCUCUCACUAUCUGCCAUUCUACUCAAAUGUAUGGUUCUUUGAAGCAAUGAAGACGAAGAAGAUGGCUCAGAUCUACGUCCUUUUUGUUCUUCAUUUUGCCUUCUUGUUUUUCACUAGUCUCUCUCACUCUUAUUCUUCCAACAGCGAUCUUUCAGACAAAGAAGUCCAUCUGAUCCGACAGCGACAGCUUCUCUAUUACCGCGACGACUUUGGCGACCGUGGCGAGAAUGUCGUCGUCGACCCAUCUCUCGUCUUCGAGAAUCCACGUCUUCGAAGUGCUUACAUAGCUCUUCAAGCUUGGAAACAAGCCAUUCUCUCUGAUCCAAACAACUUCACCACCAACUGGAUCGGCUCCGACGUCUGCAGUUACACCGGAGUCUACUGUGCUCCGGCGCUGGAUAAUCCACGGAUCCGUACAGUCGCCGGGAUAGAUCUCAACCACGCUGACAUUGCCGGAUACUUGCCUCAAGAGCUUGGUUUGUUGACGGAUCUUGCUCUGUUCCAUGUUAACUCGAACCGGAUUUGUGGAACCGUACCGCAUCGGUUCAACCGGCUCAAGCUUCUUUUCGAACUAGAUCUCAGCAAUAACCGGUUAGCCGGUAUAUUUCCCGCGGUUGUCCUCCAGUUACCGUCGUUGAAGUUUCUGGAUCUACGGUUUAACGAGUUCGAAGGACCUGUACCGAGAGAGCUCUUCAGUAAAGAUCUAGAUGCGAUUUUCAUUAACCAUAACCGGUUCCGGUUCGAGUUACCGGAUAACCUUGGAGAUUCACCGGUUUCCGUCAUCGUCGUGGCGAACAACCAGUUCCACGGUUGCAUUCCGACAAGCUUGGGCGAUAUGAGGAACUUAGAGGAGAUCAUCUUCAUGAACAAUGGGUUCAACUCUUGCUUGCCGUCGGAGAUCGGACGGUUGAAAAACGUCACCGUGUUUGAUUUCAGUAUCAACGAGCUGGUGGGGUCGUUACCGGCGAGUACCGGCGGGAUGGUUUCGUUGGAGCAGUUAAACGUGGCGCAUAAUAGAUUCUCCGGGAAGAUUCCGGCCAGUAUUUGUCAGUUGCCGAGACUGGAGAACUUUAACUUCAGCUACAAUUUCUUCACCGGAGAGCCGCCGGUGUGUAUCGGUUCUCCUGGGGUCGAUGAUCGGCGUAACUGUAUACCGGCGAGACCUGCGCAGAGAUCUCCGGGGCAAUGUGCGGCUUUCUUGUCUCUGCCGCCGGUGAAUUGUGCGUCGUUUGGAUGUGGGCGUUCAGUUACUCCUAGUCCUCGGCCUCCGGUUGUAGUUCCUUCACCGCCGACAACACCGUCUCCUGGUGGCUCUCCUCCUUCGCCGUCUAUCUCGCCAGCUAGUCCUCCGAUAGUGGUGCCUCCGUCUCCGAUUUCUCCAAUUCCUGGUCCUAUUACGCCAUCUAGUCCUCCUCCAAGCAUUGGUCCGUCUCCUCCGUUAACUCCACCCUCACCGGGUUCUCAGUCACCGCCUGGUUCCCCUAGUCCUCCGGGUGUAGUACCAUUUCCUCCUCCCACUCCGGUUUACUCUCCGCCAUCACCACCGCCGUCGACAGGGUUUUCUCCUCCAUCACCACCACCGUCGACAGGUCACUCUCCACCAUCACCACCACCAUCAACAGGUCACUCUCCACCAUCGCCAUCACCGUCAACAGGUCACUCUCCACCAUCGCCACCACCUUCAACUGGUUACUCUCCACCAUCACCACCGCCAUCGACAGGUCACUCUCCACCAUCACCACCGCCAUCGACAGGUCACUCUCCACCAUCACCGCCGCCAUCGACUGGUUACUCUCCUCCAUCGCCACCGCCAUCGACAGGUCACUCUCCCCCACCACCACCGUCGUCGACAGGUUACUCUCCUCCAUCACCACCGCCAUCAACAGGAUAUUCUCCUCCAUCACCUCCACCGUCGGGAGGUCACUGUCCUCCAUCACCUCCACCGUCGACAGGACACUCUCCUCCAUCACCACCACCACCGCCGCCGACAUACUACCCACCGCAGCCAUCUCCAUCACCUCCUCACUCUCCGUCGCCACCCCAAUUUUCAACCCCACCGCCAGCUCCUUACUAUUACAGCUCACCACCACCGCCGCCACAUUACUCGUUACCUCCACCACCGCACUCACCACCACCACCGGUUUAUCACUAUCUAUCCCCACCACCUCCACCAACGCCAGUAUUUUCUCCUCUGCCACCUUGCAUAGAACACUCUCCGCCUCCACCUCCGGCCGUACAUUACACUCCUCCGCCGUCACCUGUUUACCACAACUCACCUCCACCACCACCACCGGCCGUCCACUAUACUCCGCCGCCAUCUUCGCCACCUCCGCCGGUGAUUCACCAAAGCCCACCACCGCCACCUCCUGGUUACGAGGGACCACUACCGCCGAUUCCCGGAGUAUCAUAUGCUUCUCCUCCACCGCCUCCCUUCUAUUGAUUCUUUUCAGGCUUUUUCUCACUACGGGUCCCGUCCAUUAUGCUAAAACCCGAAACCGAAACGUUGUCGUCUCACAUCGAAGUUAGAAUACGGCGUCGUUUACAACAUUUAUUUCAGAGGUAUGUGUAGUGUGGACUGGUGAGAGAUUCUCUGAAAGAUAUAUAUAUUCGCCAGGAGGAAAAUUAUUAAGAAGAUAAAUUUGGCGUUGCGAGGAAAUAUUAUGUAUAAGAGAAAUUAUUAAAAAGUGGAGCAACUCAUCUUUAUGCUCCUUGUAUCUUUCAUUAGUCUUGUUUAGCUUAUAAAAUAAAAAGCAUUGUUGCUUAAAUUGUUUUGUAAUUUUGUCUUAUAAAUUAAACUCCUCUUGAAAUUUUGUUUUCAUAUGUUUUGUAUUUCGCAUUUCUAUUUAAAAGCAUUUUUAAGA